CUGUGUCUCUGCCUGCCUCCUUCAUUUUGCAAACCUGCUCUGCUUUCAUUUCAAUCAGACUUCAGGGACAAUAUCAACACUCGGCAGCUGCGUGCUGUCAAAGUGGAUGCAGGACUUCUAUUCUUUGAAAUGAAGGUGUUCUGAGAAAGCAGAAGGACUUGAGUUCUGUUUGCUGUGGUGGAUGUCUGUCCAUUGCAGUUUCUCUUCAUCAUGGCAGCAGCUCUGCCAGUGUGCUACCAUGGGGCAAUGACGAAAAAGGAGUGUGAAGACCUGUUGGGAAAGAAGAACAAGGAUGGAGCUUAUCUAAUUCGAGACAGCGAGACCAUCCAGGGAGCCAUGUGUCUGUGUGUCUAUAAAAGCAAGGUGGUGUAUACCUACAGACUACUUCAGGCACACACUGGAAACUACACUCUCCUGACAGCAGGAGGUGUCCAGGAGAUGUUUUUUAAGACUUUGGAUGAUCUCAUCCGUCAUUAUAAGAGGAGGAACCAGGGCUUGGCAAUGCACCUGCGACACUCUGUCAAAAGGAAGACGGCCAUGGUGAUCCGACCCCCUCAACCUCAACCUCCGCCUGAAGACGAUCCUGAUUAUGAAAACGCGCCUGAUUACGUUGAAGUCUUACCCUCCUGAACUCCACAAACUGUGACAUUUAGCGUCAAAUACACCAAGAGAGUGUAGAUGACGUGUUGGGAAAAAGACUGAACUAUGGGAUCUUAACAAAAAAUGGACGACUGGUUCUCAGACCGCAUCAUUUUUUGGACUAACAAAGACUUUUAUCUCGAAAAUGGAUAUAUGCUUCCUGUAAAUGCAUGCGCUCUCAGAUUGGUCUUUUACUCUCUUGUUUUAACUUGUUUGCUAUUUUGCUGGUAGCCACUGUGACUCCUUUAAGCUGAUGGUCAGUUGUUGAGAAAAGGGAAAUGAUCA
Messenger RNA from Scomber scombrus (Atlantic mackerel), 924 nucleotides. RefSeq lists its product as uncharacterized. The record is from RefSeq and is a predicted model, not a curated record. The transcript is spliced from 4 exons. Bases 211 to 630 code for a protein of 139 amino acids. NCBI's taxonomy places the organism in Eukaryota, Metazoa, Chordata, Actinopteri, Scombriformes, Scombridae.